Myotis brandtii (Brandt's bat) is the source of this 1637-nucleotide messenger RNA. Its product is annotated as PRAME family member 20. Lineage: Eukaryota; Metazoa; Chordata; Mammalia; Chiroptera; Vespertilionidae. The transcript has 4 exons. Gene Ontology annotation, biological process: negative regulation of cell differentiation; positive regulation of cell population proliferation; negative regulation of DNA-templated transcription. The record is from RefSeq and is a predicted model, not a curated record. Bases 234 to 1637 code for a protein of 467 amino acids. Gene Ontology annotation, cellular component: cytoplasm.
UUCUGAGAUGCUUGUCCUGGAGCCUGCAGGGGCGAGCUAUGGCUCUGCGGUCACCGAGCCCAGAAUGGCACUCACUAACCUGAGGCUCUCACCUGUGCCAGGCAGUGGCUUUGGCCCCGAGUUGAUUCCUCUGAUGGAUGGGGAGUGAGUUGAUGGGGCUCAAAUGCUUGGCCUGACAAGGAUGCCUUGUUCCCUCGACGUUUCUUCAGGAUUUUUUUCUGAGCACCUUGAAGAUGAGCAUCCGGACCCCACCCACACUCCUGAGGCUGGCAGGAAGAAGCCUGCUGAGAGAUCAGGCCUCGGCCAUCACAGCUCUGGGGUACCUGCCUGCUGAGUUCUUCAAACCACUGUUCAUUCAGGCCUGCCGGAGGAGAAUGCGGAAGCCCCUGAAGGUUUUGGUGCAAGUCAGGCCCUUCCCUGUCCUCCCUCUGGGGAGCUUGAUGAGGCUGCCUCCAGUCAUGGUCUUAAAAGCGGUGUUGGAGGGGCUUGACGGUCUGCUUGCCCAAGAGGAUCGCCCCAGGAGGCGCAAACUGCGGGUGCUGGAUUUAAGGAACACGGUGCCAACUAUUGGAGAAUGUGGUGUGUACACAGCAGCCUUAAGUGCUCGCGGACAACUGCGGGUGCUGGAUUUAAGGAACACGGGUGCCAACUAUUGGAGAACGUGGUGUGUACACAGCACCUGUAAGUGCUCAUGGACAGAACCAGUGGCUGUGCACAGCUCCAGCCCCCACAUGGAGCACCCCUUGGCUCCCUUGGAGGUGUUCCUAGACCUUAACUUCAAUGAAAGGGACCGGGAUAAGUUUUUCAUGGACAUCAUCCAGUGGGCCCAGCAGAGGGGAGGGUUGGUACACCUGUGCUGCAAGGCGCCGAGGAUUUCUGAGGUGCCCUUCCAGAGGGUCAGGAGGGUCCUGGAUAGGGUGCAGCUGGACUGCAUCCAGGAGGUGGAAGUGAACUGCACCUGGGACCUGCCCACCCUGGGGACGUUUGCUCUCUACCUGGGUCAGAUGAGUAACCUGCAGAGACUCUCUCUCUCCCACAUCCACGUGUUGACCGAGGAGGAGGAAAAAGAGGAAGAGAUAGGGGAGGAAGAGGAGCAGGAGUGGGAGGAGGAAGAGGAUUGGGACAGGAAACAGCAGGAGGAGCAGCGAUCCUUUUCCCAAUUCCUGUCUCAGAUGCUCAGGCUGCAGCACCUCCAGGACCUCAACAUGUAUUCUCCCUCCUUCCUCCGAGGCCGUCUGGACCAGGUGCUCAGGUGCCUGCAGAGCCCCUUGGGCAAACUCUCCAUAGCGAAUUGCCAGCGGCUGACACUUUUAGACCUGACACACCUGUUCCAGAGCCUGAACCUCAGGCAGCUGAAGUCCCUGCGUCUGUACGGAGCCAGCCUCGCUGGUUUUAGUCCCGAGCCCCUCCGAGCUCUGCUGGAGGCAGUGGCACCCACCCUGGAGGACCUGGGCCUGGAUAACUGUGGGAUGGCGGACUCCCAAGUCGAGGCCAUCCUGCCUGUCCUGAGCCGCUGCCACCAGCUCAGGGACGUCACCAUCCCUGAGAACAACUUCCCCGUGGCCACCGUGGAGAAGCUGCUGCGCCACACAGCCGGGCUGCGCACAAAGGCUUCUUUCUGGGCCUUUGGAAGCUGA